GGAGAGCGCCAGGGCGCACGCGCGAGAGAGGCGGUGGCUCCUCGGCCCGCGGCGGGAUCCUAAAGCUGAGAGGUCGCGGAGCUAUUCCCUCGCCCGGUCACCAUGGCUGACCAACUGACCGAGGAGCAGAUUGCAGAGUUCAAGGAAGCUUUCUCUCUCUUCGACAAAGAUGGCGAUGGCACCAUCACCACCAAGGAGCUGGGCACCGUGAUGCGCUCGCUGGGUCAGAACCCCACCGAGGCAGAGUUGCAAGACAUGAUCAACGAAGUGGAUGCAGAUGGGAAUGGCACAAUCGAUUUCCCAGAAUUCCUCACCAUGAUGGCCCGGAAAAUGAAAGACACAGACAGUGAGGAAGAGAUCCGUGAAGCCUUCCGAGUUUUUGACAAGGAUGGCAAUGGGUACAUUAGCUCUGCCGAGCUGCGCCACGUGAUGACCAACCUCGGCGAGAAGCUGACGGACGAGGAGGUGGACGAAAUGAUCCGAGAAGCAGAUAUCGACGGAGACGGACAAGUCAAUUACGAAGAGUUUGUACAGAUGAUGACCGCCAAAUAAGACAAGCCGCUGCCUCUCUCCCCCCCGUCCACCCCCCACCCGUUCAGGAUGGAAGGAUGGCCUGCUCCCCCCC
Protobothrops mucrosquamatus (brown spotted pit viper) is the source of this 625-nucleotide messenger RNA. RefSeq names its product calmodulin-like. Lineage: Eukaryota; Metazoa; Chordata; Lepidosauria; Squamata; Viperidae. The record is from RefSeq and is a predicted model, not a curated record. Gene Ontology annotation, molecular function: calcium ion binding. The transcript has 6 exons. The coding region runs from base 103 to 552 and encodes 149 amino acids.